Messenger RNA from Danaus plexippus (monarch butterfly), 2142 nucleotides. RefSeq names its product peroxisomal membrane protein PEX13 (gene Pex13). Gene Ontology annotation, cellular component: peroxisomal importomer complex; peroxisomal membrane; peroxisome. Gene Ontology annotation, molecular function: protein binding. Gene Ontology annotation, biological process: protein import into peroxisome matrix, docking. The coding region runs from base 228 to 1313 and encodes 361 amino acids. The record is from RefSeq and is a predicted model, not a curated record. The transcript is spliced from 5 exons. Lineage: Eukaryota; Metazoa; Arthropoda; Insecta; Lepidoptera; Nymphalidae.
ACAUCAGUCUUUUACGGUCUACUUUGACGCAUAACGUAAGUAAAUAAAUUAACGUCGUAUGCAUUCGACGUCCACUUAGAAAAAUCACUUUCGUUAUCAAUUGUGUUUUCCUGGUGUAUUUUCCUGUGUCGUAUUGACGUUUAAUCUUUAUAAAUAAAUGAAGUUCAGUGUUUUAUAGUUAAAUAUACUUCGGAAUUACAAAUUUGUAAUCUACAAGUGUAAUAACAAUGAGCGAAUCUGCUAAACAGUUUGACGCAACCUCUGACCCCGGUUUAUCGAAUGCGGCUGUACCAAUAGCAACAGAAAUACCUUCGUUUCGAAAUCCCAUCCCAUCCACAUCGCAUGCUACCAAUGGAUUGUCGGCACCAGUCUUACCACCGCGACCCGAUCUAAGUGUUCAACCAAGUUAUGGGAUGAAUCCGGGGAUGUCCUAUGGUGGGAUGGGAGGGAUGGGAGGCAUGGGAUCGUAUGGUAUGGGGUAUGGAGGUUACAACAUGGGUGGUUAUGGUAUGGGAGGGAUGGGUAUGGGUAUGAGCCCCUAUGGUGGAUACAACAGAUAUGGACCUAUGUACGGAGACAUUGAAAGCAGAUUCAUUCAAAUAGCUGAAGAAGGCUCCCGUCCAGCAUUUGAAUCUAUACAGAGUGUUGUGAAUGCUGUCGGUAGCGUAGCCAUGAUGAUGGAAAACACAUUUUUUGCACUGACCAGCUCUUUCAGAGCAAUUCUGGGUGUAGCAGAAAAUUUUGGCCGUCUAAGGUCUCUGUUUGCCCAGUUCUGGUCAACGUUUGCCGUAGUUAGGAGUUUGAACUGGCUAGUCAGAAAACUGCUUGUCAUGUUAGGAAUCAGAACAGAGACCGAGUUCAAGGCAUGGGCGGAAGCAUUGGCAGCCACCCAGUCAGGAACGGGUACACCAGAACAGAAAGCCAAGGGUUCAAGUUGGCCGAUACUACUGUUCUUCGGAGUCAUAGCAGCUGCACCAUACAUUGUCCUCAAAAUGCUUAACGGCAUCUCAUCGAGUAUACACGAGAGAUUAAAUGACCCCUCUAGCUGGCAGAAUCCUCUUCGCGCUGUGGCUCAACACGACUUCCAAGCUACUUCCCCUCAGGAAAUCAGCUUCACAACGGACCAGGUCCUAACCUUGGCUCCCCAACAUCUCCAAGGUCACCUUUGGAAUUCAGGCUGGCUCAUGGCUUCCGCUGACAGACACACAGCUGGCCUGGUGCCAGUCACGUACAUCAAAGUAAUCAAACCAAGCGAUAUCAAUAAAGCAGAACCCACAGACGACUUGCACAAAUAUUAUAAUCAGGAAUUGUAAGACUAUAUGUGGCAACAUUAUAUGACUUAUACGUAAUGAUCGUGUUUUUGUAUUUUGGUGUAAAGCGUCGGUUAUGGAGAUUAAUGUGUAUAUAUUCUUAUUAAUAAUAUAAAUCGCGUACUGAAUUUUAGAUUCAGAGAAUAUGUGACUAUCUUCUCCAAAGCUUGUUCUCAAUAUUAAGAGAAAUAGUCGAAGAUAUAUCUUUUGUUUUAAAAAAACUAUGUCUUAAUAUUAUUAUAUUUUUUUUUACAAUACAUAACUAACUAGUGAACUGUGUUAUAACUUGUGUUUUCGGAGAGUUAAUUUUAUUGCUAGCUAAAUGACACUUAAUAUAUUCAUUGGUUGUAAUAUUGACAUGUUUAUGUCCGUAUAUAUAUAUAUAAAAAGCACUACUUACGGUCACCGUAGCCUGCAUGAAAUCUCAUACAGUGCCUUAUAUAGUUAAAAAACUAAUAUUAAUUAUUUACAUGUAUUAUAAUCAAGUUCGGUUGUUAGUUUGCAAUUCUAUAAAAAGCCAAGUGUAAAAUUUUAAUCAUGGUGUUGCCAGAUAUAUACAUUCCUGAUGUUAGAUUAGAAUUAUAAUUGCUGUAAAUAUGGGAAGGGGGUUAUAUAUUAUUUGAUUGGGAAAUUAUGUACUCUACAUUAAUAGAUGCCAACACUAGAUGUUUUAAAGAAUUUUAGUCAUAUUUAUACUAUGUUUAAUAAAAAAUAGGAUUGCUACUUUUGCAUUCUUGAUUAUUCCUCUUCUUGCUGGAGCGAGCUCUCUUCAUGUGUAUUGUUAAAUCUAAACUACUUUUGACUGAAUCAGAUUAAAGCAUUUUAAAACAAA